AUGCGUGCUCUGCUGCGCGAUGGCGUCGCGCUCGGCUACCCGCGCUCGCCAGAGGUGGUGCGCGCGCGCGUGCCCAUCCUCAAGUACACUGACGCCGCCUCGCGCGCUGCGGUGGACGUGUGCAUCGACCAGGAGGGCGGCCCGCGCGGGUCCGCCUGGGUGCGGGGGAGGCUGCGAGCGCGGCCGGAGCUGCGCCCGCUCCUGCUGGCCGUCAAGCUGCUGCUGCGGAGGCAUGGCUUGUCCGAGACGUACACCGGCGGCGUGGGCUCGUACCUGCUCUUCGUGAUGGCGGAGCGGAUGCGCGACCCGCUCUGCGCGAGCGUCGACCUCGGAGCAAAGUGCUUCCGCUGGAGAGCGGCCGUCGCCCGCCGACGAGGGUGA
Molecule: messenger RNA, 381 nt
Organism: Emiliania huxleyi CCMP1516
Lineage: Eukaryota; Haptophyta; Isochrysidales; Noelaerhabdaceae
Exons: 3
Coding region: 1-381 (126 amino acids)
Biological process (GO): RNA 3'-end processing
Cellular component (GO): nucleolus; TRAMP complex
Molecular function (GO): mRNA binding; poly(A) RNA polymerase activity
Source: RefSeq, a predicted model, not a curated record